AUGAUGUCCAGAAAAUUUAAUAAUGCAGAACGAGAUCGCCAUUGGCAACUUAUCCAGUCACUUUACCACUACCACUACCACCACUUUUUCGAAAUUUUUAAAUUUACUCGGCUGCUGAUCAAAUUGAAGUGCAAGACCAUUGUUGAAGAGACGCUGUUUGAAGUUGUUUACACAUUGGAGAGAGGCAAUACGCGACCCAUUGCAAUUGGCAAAGCAGUCGCCCAGCGCGAUUCUUUCACAUGUUUUGGAUACCCUGAUACACCACCUCCUCAAGAUGAAUUUCCAGAUGACAUUGAAACUAAAAACGUCAUUCAAUCUGCUGAAAGCGAUGACUAUGCAUUAACUAAGAUUGAAAGCAACAUCAAACCAACAAAAGCAAGCAUCUUGGACUUUCUGUGCGGCGUUUUAACAAUUGAUCCAUCAAGUUGUUCCAAGAGCCACUAUGAUUUCAAAUCGUUAACCGAGACGGACAUCUUUAACCUGAUGACAGCCAAUAUCCCGAGUGCAAAGGAUUCGAUCACUGCUAACCAGAUAAGUAAAUGGAUUAAGAAUAAUGGGUCUUUUGGUCAAUCCAAAUCCAUGCGUCAAGGGUAUGACGUGAUUAAAGCAAGGAAAUUAUGGGUGCUGAAGCCCGGAUUUGUGAGUAAGUCAUCUUAG
This is a messenger RNA of Mucor velutinosus, 657 nucleotides long. RefSeq lists its product as uncharacterized. Bases 1 to 657 code for a protein of 218 amino acids. NCBI's taxonomy places the organism in Eukaryota, Fungi, Mucoromycota, Mucoromycetes, Mucorales, Mucoraceae. The transcript is spliced from 3 exons. The record is from RefSeq and is a predicted model, not a curated record.